Messenger RNA from Psylliodes chrysocephalus, 1358 nucleotides. Lineage: Eukaryota; Metazoa; Arthropoda; Insecta; Coleoptera; Chrysomelidae. The record is from the annotation of a GenBank genome assembly.
UUCAAAUCAUAACAAAAACUUUACAAUGUUCAAAGUAGCGUUUUCGCUAUUUUUAGUAUUUUUGACUGUAGAUUCAAAAUUCUACGAAACUGAUAUCGGCCCAUAUGGACACGGAGGUCAAUAUAGCACAUACAGAACUCAAGAAUAUGAUCCAGAAAAUGGUUACCCAUAUGGAUUAAGUUACAAGAAAUAUCCCGACAUUCCAUUCAAAGAAGUUGGGGUUGCUAGAGAAAUAGAAUAUGAAGAGCCAAUUUCGGGACCAAUAGGGCUUCCGUAUGGCCAUGGUGGUGGCUUGGAAGGUCAUGGUGGUGGCUUGGAACAUGUAAGGCAAUUAGGAUAUAAUGGUUACUAUGGAGUAGGUGGUGGUAGUGGAUAUGGAGGUUAUCCAGUUAGAUAUGGUAAAAGUCUUGGAUAUGGGUAUGGUCAAGGACGUGGUUUAAGCUACCAUCCAAUCUAUACUCACGGUAUAAGUCCAAUUACCCCCCAUGGACGACUAGAUUUCUACAACCACCAGUCUCCUUAUGGCGUUUCACAAAUCGACAAAGGAAUAUACAGCGAUGGAAAGCAAAAUGUUAUUGGAGAACAGUACAAUCGUGUUCAAGGUCAUAAUGGAGAAUCUUUAAAUCACGGAGAUGUCGGUUUCAACAAAGGAGAGGUCGCUUACAAGGACAUCAAGGGUGAUUCAGUGCAUUUCGUCGACGCCGAUGGAAUUAAUAGAGGCCAACAUGAUGGAAAGAGUUAUUCUGGAGGUGAACAUUUUAAUGCUGAAGGUAAACACGGCAAUGAACAAGUGUUAAACGCCAAUCACAACAAAGGCCACAACAUUAAAGGUUUUAAAAAAUCGCACCAUUUAGACGAAACAGGAAAGACAGAAGAAUUCUUUGAUGAAGAUCACGAUGCUGGUGGCAAAUACGCCUUUAAUGGCCGCUUCGGAAAAUUCGGAGAACUAGGUGGAAAUUCUUACAAAGGCGGAUUUAAUGAUGGACGAUUUAAAACAGGUGAAGCUACCAAACAAGGACAUUAUGACAACCAAUAUUUGGUGGAUAAAGCUCAGGGGGGCGUUGGAAAAUUCGGGGAAAAUAAGUACGCACAAAAUGGGGAAGAAUAUGGAUUAAACAAAGGUUUUGGGGAACACGGCCUAACUGGACAUCAUGAAAAUAGUAAUAUUUACAAGAAUUACCCUGUAGGAUAUGGAGGACAUGGAGGAUAUGGAGGAUAUGGAGGACAUGGAGGAUAUUAUAAAAAAUAGAAAAAAGUUUUAAAUGUAUUAAAACAUGCCAUGCAAUGCACCUAAAAUGAGAUUGAUUUGUAUUAAUUUUAAUUGUUCUUAUAUUGUAAUAUUUAUAACUAAAUAAAUA